AUGGGGGGUGUUUUUAGGCUGCACAAAACUCCGCAGGAAUUCAGACCCUCCUCGAUGGAAGCUCAGAAGAUAGUUCAGGAUGACCGUACAAAACGAAUAAAGGACGCAAAGACUGAGGCACAAAAGGAAAUCGAAGAUUACAAGAAACAUAAGGAGGAGGAAUUCCGGAAGUUCGAGGCUGAGCAUUCGAGCGGAAAUAAGAAAGCCGAAAACGAAGCAAAUAAGGAUGCUGAAGCCCAGCUCCUCGAAAUCAAAAAAUCCGGCCAAGGAAAGGGUGACAAGGUUGUAGACGACCUCAUCAAGGCCGUUUUAGACGUCAAUCCUCAGGUCCCCGAGAAACUAGUUAAGAAAGCUUAG
Molecule: messenger RNA, 357 nt
Organism: Microsporum canis CBS 113480
Lineage: Eukaryota; Fungi; Ascomycota; Eurotiomycetes; Onygenales; Arthrodermataceae
Product: vacuolar ATPase
Exons: 4
Coding region: 1-357 (118 amino acids)
Biological process (GO): proton transmembrane transport
Cellular component (GO): vacuolar proton-transporting V-type ATPase complex
Molecular function (GO): proton-transporting ATPase activity, rotational mechanism
Source: RefSeq, a predicted model, not a curated record